This is a messenger RNA of Sporothrix schenckii 1099-18, 1830 nucleotides long. RefSeq names its product alkaline phosphatase. Gene Ontology annotation, molecular function: alkaline phosphatase activity. Lineage: Eukaryota; Fungi; Ascomycota; Sordariomycetes; Ophiostomatales; Ophiostomataceae. Gene Ontology annotation, cellular component: fungal-type vacuole membrane. The record is from RefSeq and is a predicted model, not a curated record. Bases 1 to 1830 code for a protein of 609 amino acids. The transcript is spliced from 3 exons. Gene Ontology annotation, biological process: dephosphorylation.
AUGAUGCCCGUUGAUCUACCUGUUAACCUCGACCAGCCUUCCGCCAGAACGCCACUGCUUGCCGAAGCGCGGCCGUCGGGCGAGUCCCAACGUUCUGACGACCGUGCCGAAGAAGAAGAUGCUGCCCUGCUUAGAAGACGAGGCAGAGAUGACUGUGGCCACCGGUCCGUGAGGGGCUCGUGGUCUAGCCGCCUGCGUGAGCUGCUCUUGUUUGCCUGGGCGCUGGUGGCGACGGCGGCUGUCAUUGUCCUCGCUGCAUGGGUUCAGCACAAGCAAUCCGGCGACGCGCCAUCCGGCGGAACAACGCCGCCCGGCAAGCGCAACCUUAUCUUCAUGGUGUCCGACGGCAUGGGCCCGGCAUCUCUCUCGCUCACUCGUUCGUUCCGUCAGCUCGUCGAGGACAUCCCCAUCAAUGAUACCCUAGCUCUGGAUCGUCACUUCUGGGGCACGAGCCGCACCCGUUCGAGCAACAGCCUAGUCACCGACUCGGCGGCCGGUGCCACUGCGUUUUCCUGUGGCCGCAAGUCGUACAACGGCGCCAUUAGCACCCUGCCUGACUUCACACCCUGCGGCACAGUCCUCGAGGCUGCCAAGAGAGCAGGCUACCACACCGGCCUUGUCGUCACCACUGACAUCACGGACGCCACACCUGCGUGCUUCGCCAGCCACGUCAACUACCGCACGCAAAACGACGAGAUCGCCCUGCAUGAGAUUGGCGAGGGUCCGCUGGGCCACGUUGUCGACUUGAUGCUUGGUGGCGGCCGGUGCCAUUUUUUGGCCAACUCGUCCAAGGGCAGCUGUCGUCAAGAUGACGUUUUUGUCUCCGGCAUUGCGCAGAAGCACGGCUGGACGUACCUCGACGACCGCUCCGGCUUUGACUCGCUGAAGCUGGGUAAAAAUGUCUCGCUACCGACGCUGGGCCUUUUCGCUCACUAUAACAUCCCUUUCGAGAUCGACCGCCGCAAUAUGGCCGACAUCUAUCCCAGCUUGAGCGAGAUGGCCGCGACUGCGCUCCGUGCUUUGGAAACGGCGACCAAGGAUAGCGACAAGGGUUUCUUCUUGAUGAUCGAGGGCAGCCGUAUCGACCACGCUGCUCAUUUCAACGACCCGGCCGCCCAUGUCCGCGAGGUGCUCGAAUACGACAGGACGUUCCAGUUGGUCCUUGAUUUCCUCGAGAAAAGCGACGUCGAGGGUGUUGUUGUCUCCACAAGUGACCAUGAGACUGGAGGUGUUGCCAUUGCUCUUCGUAAGUCGUGGGUCUCUCGCCUGCAAGAGCCAGGCCAAGAACCUGUUUAUAACUGGUUCCCUUCGUUCCUGGCUAAUGUACAAGCCUCUGCUGAGCAUUUGGCCUUGCUUUUGCGCGCGCAUGUUGCAUCUAUCACCGAGGCCGGAGAUAUUGCUGCGCAAAGUGCGGAACGGCUGAAGGACUGGAUCAACACAAACCUGAUCAUUGAAGGCCUCGGUAUAACCGAUGCCCUCGACGAGGAGCUCGACUUGGUUGCAGCGCACACCGACGACGCGACAACCGUCUUUUCCGCUAUCCUUAGCUUGCGGGCACACAUCGGCUGGAGCACACAUGGCCACUCGGCUGUGGAUGUAAACAUCUAUAGCUCGGGCGGUUCAGCAGCCGAGCAGAUCCGUGGCAACCAUGAGAAUACUGAUAUAGGCAAGUUCUUGCGAGAGUACCUCGGUGUCAGCGUCGACGAGAUCACGGCGGAACUCAACGACAGAAUGGUUGCCGGCCAACCAGCUCACGCUCAGAUAACGGCAGAAGGUGUUCCCGUGACUGAAUACGAGAUGGAGGGACUGCAGAAGCAUUAUUUGCCAUAG